Fonsecaea nubica is the source of this 1662-nucleotide messenger RNA. RefSeq lists its product as hypothetical. The coding region runs from base 1 to 1662 and encodes 553 amino acids. The transcript has a single exon. The record is from RefSeq and is a predicted model, not a curated record. NCBI's taxonomy places the organism in Eukaryota, Fungi, Ascomycota, Eurotiomycetes, Chaetothyriales, Herpotrichiellaceae. Gene Ontology annotation, molecular function: S-methyl-5-thioribose-1-phosphate isomerase activity.
AUGGCUCAGUCCCUCGCCGCAGCUGGGCACAACCUUGAACGGCGCACCGUUGUGUCGGUCCUCCUGUUCCCUCAUCAACCAUACGCGUCCAAGCCAUACAGGGUCCUCCUGUUCCGCCGCUCCGACAAGGUCAGUACAUAUCGGAGGAAGCUUGCGCCCAUUGCCGGCUCGAUCGAGACUUAUGACAAGUCUCCCUUGGAUGCAGCUUGGCGAGAACUGAAAGAAGAGACUUCAUUCGGACCUCAGCAGAUCGAGCUGUGGAGACGAGGGGCUGGCUUUGAGUUUACCGACCAAAAGGCUGUGGUUAUUGGCGAAAGUGAGCACCAGGUCAAGGGACGCAUCUGGAAAGUCUGGCCGUUUGCGUUUCGCUUGACCAAAGAAACGGUCGACAAUGACAACGACACGGAGAAGCUGGGGGUCCAGAUGAACUUUGAGCAUCUGGGUUUCCAGUGGCAGAAUGUUGACGACAUCCUCAGUGGCAAGAUACUGGAUGACUGCGUGCCCAGACUAGAAGUCACGCUCGGCCAGGUCUGGGUAGAUCCCAACAGCAUAUUGCAUCAAGGGCUCGAGGAGCUCCGGCUCGACCAUUCACAUGGCGCAAGAGAACUGGCCACCAUGGCUUUGAAGUCUCUGAUCAAGAUCGUUGAAUAUGACCAACAAACGCAGCAAUACAGAGACUUCGAUGAGUGGUGGAAGACUUUUCAACGACAGGCAUUCCAUCUCGCCUUCAAUGGGCGGCCAAGCAUGGCGGCGGCGAUAUCCAAUGCCAUUGCCACAGCGUUGAAACAGGCCAAGGCCCAAGUUGGACCCCAGUCGACUGAUUUUCUCGAGAAAGUCAGACAAAGCCUUGCAGCGUCCGUCACUCGGCGAGGUGAGAUCUCCAAACAAGUGAGUCACCAGUUCUCGAAAUUCUUGCAGGACAAGUUUCGGUCAAGUGCUCAGAGCCAGACAGGCGAGCAGACACGGAUCAAAAUUCUGACCCUGAGUUCAUCCUCGACCAUCAAAGCCGCGAUCUUACAUGCGCUCGACGCGGACGAGUCCUUAUCAAUAGAACUUCGCAUCCUCGAAUCGCGCCCACUGAAUGAAGGCGUGAGCUUUGCCAAGGUCUUGACGGAAGAAGCCCAGAGACGCCACGAUUCCGGAGCCACGGGGCCCCUCAUUGACGAUCGCCUGCGGGUAGUUCUAGCGAGUGACGCCUCGGUGGGGAUACUGGCCAAGGACGUCGACCUGGUCAUUAUCGGCGCCGACCGGAUCUCGGAAGCCGGAGACGUGAGCAACAAGACUGGCUCUUUGGGCGCCGCUCUGGUCAGCCAAGCCGUCACGGAUGGCAAGGCCGCCGUAGUGUGUAUCAGUGAGAGUGAGAAGAUUGCAUAUCCGGGAGCGGUGGAAGAUCACCCGGAAGAGGACAACGAGGCGUCGGAGCUUACUAGGAGCUGGGAUCUACAACCACCCUCUUCCCCCUUGUGGAACAAGAUGGUGACUGUGCGCAACGUCUACUUUGAAUGGGUGCCCGCGACGCAUAUUGACUAUUAUGUCUGUGAGGACGGCACGCUGUCAAGACAGGAUAUCCACCAGAGGUCGAAGCUGGUGUCUGACGUGAUGAACGAGGUUUUCACGGUUGAGCAGGGAACGAAUAUAUCAGAGGCGUCAUCAGGUCGUUGA